Molecule: messenger RNA, 2084 nt
Organism: Phytophthora infestans T30-4
Lineage: Eukaryota; Oomycota; Peronosporomycetes; Peronosporales; Peronosporaceae
Product: neutral ceramidase, putative
Exons: 2
Coding region: 1-1941 (646 amino acids)
Biological process (GO): sphingosine biosynthetic process; ceramide catabolic process; long-chain fatty acid biosynthetic process
Cellular component (GO): extracellular region
Molecular function (GO): N-acylsphingosine amidohydrolase activity
Source: RefSeq, a predicted model, not a curated record
AUGUUCGACAUCACCGGCCCUGCAGCUGAGGCGGGUAUGUUCGGCUACGCCAAAGUGGGUCAGCUCACGUCGGGCAUCCACAUGCGACUCCGAGCGCGCGCGUUCGCCUUCCACGACCCGCACUCUCAAAAUCACUGCGUCUUUGUAUGCGCUGAGCUAGGUAUGGUGUCCGAGUGGGUCACUCAGACAGUCGUAAGUCGUCUUGAGACGCAUCCUGCCCUCCCUAGAGGCAUGUACACCCGCGAGAACGUCAUGAUCAGUGCGACACACACACACUGUUCGCCCGGUGGGCUGUCACACUACUUUAUUUACAGUGUCCACCCGCCUCUACACGGCGCCGACCGUCAGAACUUCGAGUGUGUAGUCUCCGGGAUAGUCGAAGCCGUAGUACGAGCCCACAGGAACCUCCAGCCGGCAGUGAUCCGCGUCGCAACGGGCUUGUGUCUUGGAGCGUCUGUAAACCGCUCCGCUGAUGCCUAUCUGGCCAAUCCAGUGCAGGAACGAGCUCUCUUUGAGCACGACACGGACAAGACCAUGACACUCUGGCGGUUUGAUGGUCUGGAUGGCUAUCCCAUCGGGAUGAUCAACUGGUUCGCUGUACACCCCACGAGUAUGGGCAACUGGUACACGCUCAUUACGGGGGAUAAUAAAGGCUAUGCGGCCUAUGAAUUCGAGCGGGAACAAGGCACCCGACACCUGAUGGACCGACCGAGAGCCUUCGUCGCAGCCUUUGCGCAGAGUAACGAAGGAGACGUGAGUCCAAAUAUCUGCGGACCCAGACAUCCGUGUACGCAACACAAGGACUUUGAACGGAUGGUGACUGUGGCCAAUGCACAGCUUGACACUGCGAGAGAAUUAUACGCCGAUGCGUUAGCCACACCGCCGAUCGCAGGAAACCUCAAGUUUGCACAUCAAUACGUCGACUAUUGCAGUAUUCAACUACAAAAGCGAUGGCAACUGUAUGCUGAAUGUCCGAACUCAACGUCUUCCGGAUGCAUUGGGGUAUCCAUGGUCAGUGGAACGGAGUUUGAUGGUCGAGGUGUCCCUGCAGUGCCUGAGGGUAUUCGAUGGGGGACAUAUCCCAAGGUGACGACGUUACCGGAACUUCAGUCACUACAGAAGGAAAAGCCGAUUAUUUUCCCAACUGCACGCUACGGAAUGUCCCCAAAAGUCCUGCCGUUGCAGCUAUUUUCCUUUGCAGAUUGCUUACAUCUUGCAGCAGUCCCAUUUGAGGUGACCACGAUGGCGGGGAGACGUCUUCGAGCGUCGUUGCAAGCCUCGAUAACAGCACUGCUACCAGGAGUCCAGAGUAUCCACGAGCCUGUGAUUGCUGGACUUACGAACGCUUAUUGUGGCUACAUGACGACAAGAGAAGAGUACGCUGUGCAGCGCUAUGAAGGUGCUUCGACACAUUUUGGACCAAAUCAGCUUGUAGCCACCUGUCAACAGUUCGAAAUCCUAGCUGAAGCCAUCAUCAAAGGAAUGGGGGUACUAGACUACAAUAUUCCUGUAAUUCAUGACGGCGUGGCUUCCGGCGCGUCGUUUGGCAGCGUGGUUGCUGGUGCUGACGCCUUGAAAGUGUAUGGAAGGGAAUCUACGGUCAAAGUCCGCUUCCACGCUGCACACCCGAAGAAUAGCUUGCGAACCCAAGGCACAUUUCUGGAAGUGCAGCGUUGGAUGGCUGAUACCAGUCGCAGGGAGGGAGGAGUCUGGGUCCUCUACUUGGACGACGGUGACGUCAACACAACUCUUGAAUGGAAGCGUCAGGGCACGUUCCGAUCCGAAGUUAACAUCGAAUGGCGAAUUUCGGAGACCACCCCGGAAGGAAAAUACCGUAUCAAAAUCAACGGCGACUACAAGCACUUCUUAUGGCGAACUGUCACUCCUUACUCAGGGGUGUCGUCGUCGUUCCUGGUCGUUGGUCCGGGCGCCCCCGCUUGAUACCAAAGAUUUUGACUGCGCUAGAUGUUAGGUGGUUGUUUUCGCUUUCGUUUUUAUUCUUUUUUUGCGUAACAGAGAAACCGUAAGAAGACACGUUGUAUUCGUGGGAAGCAUAAAAUAGCGCGAUGGUUGCUUCGAAACGC